Messenger RNA from Panicum hallii, 741 nucleotides. RefSeq names its product zinc finger protein 36-like. Lineage: Eukaryota; Viridiplantae; Streptophyta; Magnoliopsida; Poales; Poaceae. Gene Ontology annotation, molecular function: DNA-binding transcription factor activity. The record is from RefSeq and is a predicted model, not a curated record. The transcript has a single exon. Bases 52 to 621 code for a protein of 189 amino acids.
CAGCAGUCCAGAAUCCUAACCAACACUCCAGCAGCUGCGAUUCAUCGAUCGAUGGCGCCCAUCGCCCACGACGACUACGUCUCCCUCUGCCUCAUGGCGCUCGCCGCCGCGGGGGCCGGAGGAGGCCAGGCUGCUGCGGCUGCCAUGGCGACGACGGCGCGGCGGAACACGACGGCUGCUUGCUGGACGGCGGCGGCGGCCCAGCAGGAGUGCGAGCUCCGCUUCCGGUGCUCCGUCUGCGGCAAGCAGUUCGCGUCGCACCAGGCGCUGGGCGGGCACAAGGCCAGCCACCGGAAGCCGCCGCCGCCGCGGGCCCUGCUGCAGGCGUCGUCGUCGUCGGGCUCGGGGGGGAGGCACCGGUGCUCGGUGUGCCACCGGGGCUUCGCCACGGGGCAGGCGCUCGGCGGGCACAAGCGGUGCCACUACUGGGACGGGCUGUCGGUGUCGGUCACGGCGUCCGCGUCGGGGUCCGGGUCCAGCAUCAAGGACUUUGAUCUCAACUUGAUGCCGGCGGCGCGAAGGUGGGGAGAGGAGGAAGAGGUGCAGAGCCCCUUGCCGCCCAAGAAGAGGCGGCUGUCGCCGGGUCCUUCCCUGGACCUGGACCUUAGUUUAACGAUUUAGUUAGCAUAUAUAUACACAUGUUGAGUUUUUUGAAGGCGUAGUUUGAGAUAACCUCAUUCGUUGAUUGUUUAGUUGUAGCACUAGCUAGCUUCGUGUCGUGGUGAAUAAAAUUGGAUUUGU